Molecule: messenger RNA, 843 nt
Organism: Mytilinidion resinicola
Lineage: Eukaryota; Fungi; Ascomycota; Dothideomycetes; Mytilinidiales; Mytilinidiaceae
Exons: 1
Coding region: 226-570 (114 amino acids)
Source: RefSeq, a predicted model, not a curated record
UUCAGUCUUGCCAACCGCGAUGGAAGAGAAACUCAACUCAAAACAUUCGUCUCAUGACAUGCUGGUGAUCUUGAUAACCCUGAUAACAGCAACUUCAAAUUCCCCAGCUUGUCAGAAAGAAGCCUCAAGCCGUUUUAGUAGCGAACCCCGAGGCUGUGAAUGUAGGCUCUGAGGCAGUAUCAGUGUGGGACUCAGGCUAAUCCGCGACUCAAAAUGGUAAAGUUGAUGAGUCCUUCCUUUGGCUCUAGCCUUUUCUCGUCUCCCUUUCAACUGUUCUUGCUCUUACUCCACUCUCCCCGUACUGCUGGGGGUUUGCCUGCUCGAUGGAGGCUGUGGGCUGAGAGCAGAAACUCGCAAGAACACGUCCCCGCCAUUAUCGGAUUAUCACAACCCACCCUGUGGGGGCGCCCCCCUUCAGCUAUUUGGGCAAUACACAGCUUCUUUAGAGCCUCUCCACCACCUCCUGGCGCCCAGAUUCGGUCGCUCCGUUUUCAUGAGGCUGUCACCGGCGUCGCUGUCGAAGGCUUCCGAUGCUCCCCGCCCUCAAAAGACGCAUCAAGCGUGACUUGAUCUUGCCUGCUCUUCUUCCUAGGCCUAAAGGUUCCGCUUGAGAAGAGUUUGCAGCCGAUUGACUUUGCUAGCCCUCCGCGCGAUGCUUCGCCGCAGCGGCAUGACCCUUGUGGGGCGUUGCGGGUCGAGAAUCGGAAGCGCCAUGGCUCGGACCGCCGAGGGGGGGUAGAUAAGGGGUGGAAUCGUGAGGUAGCGCUCCCUUGAAACGGGUCCUGAUGCAUUUCGCUUUAAUAUAAUGACGCUCGUCGGCGUGGACGAAGCCUUAGAAUCCUG